AUGAUAAAAAGUAGCUCAAUUCGUCUUUUGAGCCUAAAGCUGGCUAAUUUCCCUAAAUCCUAUUCCACUUACAAAGCACUGCAAGUAUUGCAGAACCUAAAGAAUCCCGAGUUAUUGAAAACAGGUGGAUUUAUAAAUGGUGAAUGGAUAACAAGUAAGAACACUUUUGAAGUUACUGAUCCGGCUUUGUAUCCCAAGCCUGAAUCGAAGCUUGCCGAUGUGUCGUCCUUUUCUGUAAGUGAUUAUAACAUUGCAAUUGAAGCGGCUUCAGAAUCAUUCUAUGAAUUCCGAAAGACAACGGGUAGAUAUAGAGCUGAAUUAUUGAGCAAUCUUUAUCGUCUAAUGAAGGAAAAUCAAGAAGAUUUAGCUAAAAUCAUUGUGCUUGAAAAUGGGAAGCCUUAUGCUGAUGCAUUUGGUGAGAUAACCUACGCUGCUUCUUUCUUUCAAUGGUUUUCAGAAGAAUCUGCCAGAGUCAAUGGCGAUAUUAUCCCUUCUGCAAAUGCAACAAGUAAGAUUUUGGCUUUGCGUCAACCGAUUGGACCCUGUGGUAUUAUUACUCCUUGGAACUUCCCUUCCGCUAUGAUUACUAGGAAGCUUGGUGCCGCUGUUGCCGCUGGUUGCACAACUGUAAUUAAACCUGCUUCUGAAACUCCAUUGAGUGCUUUAGCUUUGGCCCAUCUUUCUGAGAAAGCCGGUUUUCCUAAAGGGGUUGUUAAUGUAUUACCAAGCGCAACCUCUGCCGAGGUUGGUAAGAUUCUCUGUGAACAUCCUUUAAUUAAGAAAGUGUCUUCUACUGGAUCUACUGGAGUUGGAAAGUUAUUGAUGGCCCAGUCGAGCUCAACCUUGAAGAAGCUUUCGUUCGAAUUAGGUGGUAACGCCCCUUUUAUAGUUUUCGAAGAUGCUGAUCUUGAUAAGGCUGUCGAUGGAGCAAUUGCUUCCAAGUUCCGCAGCAGUGGUCAAACUUGUAUCUGCGCUAAUAGGCUUUUUAUCCACGACUCUUUGUAUGAUGAAUUUGUUAAAAAGUUUGUUGAUAAGUUAUCCAAAACUACUUUAGGAUUUGGAUUAGAUGAGAAAACAACACACGGUCCAGUGAUCCAUGAGAAAUCCAUGUCUAAAGUUAGAUCGCAUAUUGAAAAUGCUGUUGAGAAAGGUGCCAAACUCCUAUUAGGUGGAAAAAGACGUGAAGAUAUUGGUGAAAAUUUUCACGAACUUACUGUCCUUGGUGAUGUCACCCCUAAAAUGAAGAUUUUUCACGAGGAAACCUUUGGUCCCGUGGCACCUUUGACUAGAUUUAGUUCUGAUGAAGAGGCUCUUUCUUUGGCCAAUGAUACAGAAGUUGGAUUAGCAGGCUACUUUUAUUCUUCUGAUAUAUCCAAAAUCUUCAAAGUUGCGGAAAAUUUAGAAGUUGGUAUGAUUGGUGUCAAUACUGGUGCCAUUUCCGAAGCAGCUAUGCCAUUUGGUGGUGUCAAAGAAAGUGGAUUUGGAAGGGAAGGUUCAAAGUUUGGUAUCGAAGAUUAUACUAUCGUAAAAAGUGUUGUAUUGGGUGGUUUGGAGAACUAA
Messenger RNA from Hyphopichia burtonii NRRL Y-1933, 1560 nucleotides. RefSeq names its product Uga2p (gene UGA2). Gene Ontology annotation, biological process: GABA catabolic process. NCBI's taxonomy places the organism in Eukaryota, Fungi, Ascomycota, Pichiomycetes, Serinales, Debaryomycetaceae. Gene Ontology annotation, molecular function: succinate-semialdehyde dehydrogenase (NAD+) activity. Bases 1 to 1560 code for a protein of 519 amino acids. The transcript has a single exon. The record is from RefSeq and is a predicted model, not a curated record.